Molecule: messenger RNA, 2102 nt
Organism: Phymastichus coffea
Lineage: Eukaryota; Metazoa; Arthropoda; Insecta; Hymenoptera; Eulophidae
Gene: RhoGAP71E
Exons: 11
Coding region: 429-2102 (557 amino acids)
Biological process (GO): signal transduction
Molecular function (GO): GTPase activator activity
Source: RefSeq, a predicted model, not a curated record
CCCCCGUUUUCGGGCAUUGCGAUUCGCGAGGAGUGUGUACUGUGCACGCGAUGUGACGCGAUGCACUUGCAAUAAAGCAUCACGGCGUCGCCUCUCUCUCUCUCUCUCACGCCAUAGCUUUUGCAAGAAAAGUGCAGCUAGCCAACGAUAAACAUGAAGAAGUAACACGGCCGACUGGAGGCUUGACAAACGAGCGACACAAUGCUGCUACUGCCCGCAACUUUCUCUUUUCGCGCGCGGCCGACCGAGUAAAAUACACAUCCACAUCAAGAGAGACAGAGAGAGAGACGAGAAGAGAGCGAGGAGUGCGUUAUAGUACGGUAGUACGGGUACGAGUAGGGAAAGUGGCAGUCGUCGUGGUAAAUCACCGUUAAUCGCACGCAAGAGUGUGCUGUGCGUGCUGUUACGACGGCAAGAAAGGCAUCAUCAUGAGUACUUGGACCGAGAGGAUGCACCGGAGGGCAGCCACUCUUGGCAAUGUUGUCACUAGCUGCGGGCAUCCAUCCUCUGUUUCACCUUAUCCCAGGAGAUUAGAGAAGGUCAAAUUUGGUGUUCCACUCGAUGAAGUAUGCAAAAAUGACAUACCCGGCCCAUUAUUGGUAUUAAUAUUGAAGUUGAAUAAAGAAGCACCACUGCGCAAAGAUGUAUUCCGGGCUCCAGGGCACCAAGGAAACAUGAAAAAACUCAUACAUUUUCUUCAGACUGGACGUUUAGUUAACAUGGAUAAUUUUAGUGUUUACACGAUAGCUAGUGUUCUAAAAAAGUUUCUGCGAAAGAUACCUGGUGGUGUUUUUGGAAGGGAUGGAGAGCAACAAUUGUUUAGUGUAAUUCAAUUGGACAGUAUAGAACAACAAAGGGACCAGAUUCACAAAUUAAUCACCUCUCUACCAAUCUACACUCAGCGUUUGCUGGUUCUGUUAUUUGGAACAUUCAGGGUAGUAGCAGUAAAUAGUGAAAGAGCAAGGACAGGUAUGACCAGUGAAGCCCUGGGAGUCUCUGUUGCACCAUCGUUUUUCCAAAGCUGUGUUAGUGAUGGAAAAACGGCAAAAAUGGAGGAUGUUCUUAGGUUCAAGGCCGAGGUGUCAGUUGCGACGAGAGUAAUGAAGUUCAUGAUAGACAAUUUUGGAGUAUCAAAUUUGUUCGGCCGAGAGAACUACGAAUUCUACGCGCGGAUUACCGGACGAAUCCUGAAAGUUGAAGAAGAUUGGAUAUUUAGCUUUCGCUAUCCUCCUGAUACCCUAGUAUCACGGCAAUUAUCACUAGAAGCCGAAAAGACUUGGUUGCAAUAUGAAUGUGAGAGAUGGGGCCUGAAGUUUAAUCUAGAAUCAAUGUCACACCAAGAGGAAUCGCAAUCGACGCCGGCAUUGAUUCACGUUCCAGAGUCCCUCGAGCUCACCUCGUCCCUCGGGAUGAUCCCAGAAAAUACGCUUUUGGAAAGCUACACGCGUCUUUCAGUUAGCCUAGAGGAAAAUGGAUUUUUUCAAACAUCUAGCCGCUCAUCAAGCAAUGGCAGCCACCACUCGCGUCACGCAGGCAUGACACUGGAUGAGCUGCGAGCCGUUAAUCGUUACGCGGAGAGCACAAAGAGCCUCAGCUACUUGCCUCAGGUGCACGAGCGGCAAACCGCACGCAUGAGAACUCGAUCCGAGUGGUUCCUCACUCCCGUUGGCGAGAGAUUGUCUGCCACCGAUAGCGAUCCUAUGACUGUGCACGUUCUUCGCGGAUCUAAUCGCUCAUCUUCCGGUAACAUUGCGACAGCACUGAGCGCGAGCGCCGAAUCGGUAAAGAGACCGAGUCUUCGGCGAAACUCUUCUCGGGAAAAAUCUCGUCUUCAUCGUAGUUCUUCGCGACGCAACAAAGAGAAUGGUGCAAAGAGUCGUGGCACGGAAAGCUCGAAGUCUCGUUCCAUGGAAACGGUGAAAGCAAAAGGUGCGAGAGUAAUGAUAGACCAACAACCAGCUGAGAAGAUGAUUAAAAAUGACGACGAUGAGAAGUCGCCGCAAGACCAAAGGGCUAUGACGCCGCAGAUUGGUCCGCAAGACUGCACCGAGAUGGACGUACAAACGUUCCACGUCACUCUCACCUACAAGCCGCGAAUCUAG